AUGGCUAGAUGGCAGAAUUUGCUUUCUGAAUUUGACAUAGUGUAUGCGAGUCAAAAGACCGUGAAAGGAAGUGCAAUAGCUGACUUUCUAGCUAGCAGAGCCUUGGAGGAUUAUGAGCCUUUGAACUUUGAUUUUCCAAGCAAGGACUUGAUUAUUGAGGAAGAGGAAAAAGAUGACCAUCCUUGGUACCUGAAUAUAUUGCAAUAUGUGAAAAAUCGUGAGCAUCCAGAUCAGGCGACAGGGAACGAAAAGAGAGCAUUGAGAAGAAUAGCCAUUGACUAUGUCCUAGAUGAGGAAAUCCUAUACAAAAAAGGGAUGGAUUAG
This is a messenger RNA of Gossypium raimondii (Peruvian cotton), 324 nucleotides long. RefSeq lists its product as uncharacterized. The record is from RefSeq and is a predicted model, not a curated record. The coding region runs from base 1 to 324 and encodes 107 amino acids. The transcript is spliced from 2 exons. Lineage: Eukaryota; Viridiplantae; Streptophyta; Magnoliopsida; Malvales; Malvaceae.